AUCAUACAACAGUUGCCAUUUGUUCACGUGCUCAUACAACAACAUGGCUGCGAAUGUGCUAAAAGAAUCUGAAACUGGCAUGUCUGUUAAGAAAGUUGUUUCCACUGUUUCUCCUUUAGCUUUGCGAAUUGUUGCUGAAUGCCCGGUAACCAAAGCGAGAGCUUGUGAUCUUACACUUCCACACUGUACGGUCAGCACCCCCGUUUUCAUGCCGGUAGGAACGCAAGGUACAUUGAAGGGAAUCACGGUGGAUCAGUUGGAGGGACUUGGAUGUCAGAUUUGUCUUGGCAACACAUACCACUUAGGUAUGAGGCCGGGUCCUGAACUGAUUGAGAAGGCAAAUGGCCUGCAUGGCUUCAUGAACUGGAAGAGAAACCUUUUGACAGACAGUGGAGGGUUCCAGAUGGUGUCUCUUGUUGAACUUUCAGAAGUUACCGAGAAAGGGGUCAAGUUCAGAUCCCCUUAUGACGGCAAGGAGAUCCUGUUGAGUCCUGAACAGUCCAUCAGUAUUCAGAAUAGUCUAGGCUCUGACAUCAUGAUGCAGUUGGACGAUGUGGUCAGCAGUACAGUUACCGGACCCCGGGUAGAGGAGGCUAUGAAGAGGUCGAUUCGCUGGCUUGACCGCUGCAUAGCCGCUAAUAAAAAUCCAGACAAGCAGAAUUUGUUUGCCAUUAUUCAGGGAGGGUUGAACCCAGGGCUGCGAAGGGCCUGUUUAGAUGAAAUGACCAAACGAGACGUGCCCGGCUUUGCCAUUGGUGGUCUGAGUGGAGGUGAAGAGAAAGAUGACUUCUGGAGGAUGGUUACACUCAGCACCGAUCACCUGCCCCGCGAGAAACCUCGCUACCUAAUGGGUGUUGGCUAUGCUGUGGACCUGGUGGUAUGUGUCGCUCUGGGCUGUGACAUGUUUGACUGCGUGUUUCCUACCCGUACUGCAAGGUUCGGAUCAGCCCUGGUGCCAUGGGGAUCUCUCCAGAUCAAACAUAAGCAGUUUUCAAAAGACUUUCAGCCCAUUGACCCAGACUGCCAGUGUCCCACCUGUAAGAGACACACCCGGGCCUACCUGCAUGCCCUGUUCAAGAGUGACCCUGCAGCUAUGCAUCACAUCACCAUCCACAACAUUGUCUACCAGCUCACUCUUAUGCGGUCAGUGAGACAGAGUAUUGUGGAGGGUCAGUUCCCUGAAUUUGUGCGAGCCUUCAUGAAGAGGAUGUACCCCAACAGUGCCCAGUAUCCCACUUGGGCAGUUGACGCUUUAGCAUCAGUCAACAUCACACUGGAUUGAAUCGCUAAUUAGAAACUUUGGAACUGUCCCCUACAGAGACCUGUGGGAUUUUAUGGGAAAAUGCCUUUUGGAAAAACACAUUCUGACUGAAAUAUUUUUUUUUACACUCUUGUCUACAUAUGAGCAUAGGUCUCUUAGGUUGGUGGUCUUGCAGCCCGCUUACUUGGCAGUCACAUUUUAUUUCAUGUUUGUUUGGAUUUUCAUCCAUUGGCUAUGCUAAAUCAUUGGAGUUCUCCAAACAGAGUGCUGCAUGCUGUGCAUCAGACAUCUCAUUUUAGCUGACAGUAGUCAGACCCUGUGAACCAGUGGUCUUGACUGUAGACUUGGGAGUAUGGUAAUGUGAGACCGGAUGAAUGUUGAAAUCCAGGAACUGUCUCCUCAUUUAUUCAGGCACUUUUUGUUGUUACCAUGGCUACAGACCAGCGGCCUUUCCUCUGUAAAUGCCAUGCUGUUUUGUUGCUUAUUUAUGAAGGUUUCUAGAGGUUUGUAAUCACUCUUUGCCAGAGGUAAUGAACCAGUGAAGGUUCUGUUCUGUUUUGUUGGGAUGUUUAAGUGGACUCAUGGUCAGAUUGAGUUUGUGUGCUUGUGAUAUUGAGCCACUAGAGGGCAAAAUAGACAAUCUGUGGAAAAAUUACUCAAUGAAUUGAUUACAUUCUCUGCUUGUUUGACACGCUGGAGAUGUUUCCUAGAAGAAGAAGAAAGGACAUUGGCCCAGAUGUAAAUGGUUCUGUCUGAUUUGCAUGCAGAAGGCAGAGACUCAAAACAGUCCUCUGGGGGGAGGCUUUUUAGCAUCACAAUUUCCUGUGCCUGUUUCCAAGCAUUACUGUCAUGAACACAUGAUGAUGCCUAGUAUUAUGACUUGCCGCUGUCAUAAUAACCCAGGAGAACAAAGCAUAUUUAUACAAACCCACAACUUGGAAGAAACAGUUGAACAAAGUUGUAUUGCUAAUUUUUGCAUUGUGAUUUUGACAAAUAAAUAAUUCUGUUAAAUGG
Molecule: messenger RNA, 2275 nt
Organism: Osmerus eperlanus (European smelt)
Lineage: Eukaryota; Metazoa; Chordata; Actinopteri; Osmeriformes; Osmeridae
Gene: qtrt1
Product: queuine tRNA-ribosyltransferase 1
Exons: 9
Coding region: 44-1282 (412 amino acids)
Cellular component (GO): cytosol
Molecular function (GO): tRNA-guanosine(34) queuine transglycosylase activity
Source: RefSeq, a predicted model, not a curated record